Messenger RNA from Dentiscutata heterogama, 264 nucleotides. The record is from the annotation of a GenBank genome assembly. NCBI's taxonomy places the organism in Eukaryota, Fungi, Glomeromycota, Glomeromycetes, Diversisporales, Gigasporaceae.
AAAAAUUACGAAGAAAAUCGAAUGUGUUCAGAAAAAAUCACUGGGAGAAUCAAAAAAGUUCAAAACCAAGAGAAUCGAAAGAGUCCACAAAGACCUACUGAAAGAAUCAAAAAAACUCUUUUGAUUAUCUGGGAGAAUCAAAGAGUCUACAAAGAACCACCAGGGCCAUUACAUGAUAAUCGAAAAAGUCCACCACCAGGAGAAUUAAAAGAAUCCACUAUCAAAAGAAUCAAGAGUUUAAGAAUUACCGGUGAACUCUUUUGA